This is a messenger RNA of Carassius gibelio (silver crucian carp), 4339 nucleotides long. Its product is annotated as rho guanine nucleotide exchange factor 7. Gene Ontology annotation, biological process: intracellular signal transduction. The record is from RefSeq and is a predicted model, not a curated record. Bases 404 to 2752 code for a protein of 782 amino acids. The transcript has 19 exons. NCBI's taxonomy places the organism in Eukaryota, Metazoa, Chordata, Actinopteri, Cypriniformes, Cyprinidae. Gene Ontology annotation, molecular function: protein binding; guanyl-nucleotide exchange factor activity.
AUAGAUCUUGUAAUAAAUGUACACUGGAUCUUUAUGCUACGACACAUUAGUCAUGCAAAGAGCAGGUGAACCUAUGCAGUGCACAUGCAAAGCAGGAUGAGAAGCCGACUGGUCACAUAUGCUGUGUCUAUGCUGUGAUGUCAUCUGCCGGAAGAUGCAGGUUCGUGCGCUGACUGUAUUCCAGUGAAAGGCGUUUGACAGCUUGUCGUAAUAAAGGAAAUGGGAGCGAAGCGAUUGCAUUACUCAUCUCCAUGGAGCGCCAUAUAAUGCGGCAACCCUCAAACAACACGUUUUAGAGGAAAAUGGUGCCCAGUUCAACGAGUGGUUAAUAACAGACAGCCUAAUUCUUUCCCCAUUACAAUCGCUAUACUGAGAGCUUCGACCUUGCUUGCUUGGUGUGGCCAUGAAUCCGGCGGAACAAACGGUUACUUGGCUCAUUACGCUCGGGGUUUUGGAAUCACCAAAAAAGACCAUUUCGGACCCCGAUGGAUUUCUGCAGUCUUCGCUAAGGGAUGGGGUCGUCCUGUGCAGGCUGCUGGAGCGGCUGCGUCCAGGCACUACUGAUAAAAUCUAUCAGGAUCCCAAGAACGACAGCGAGUGCUUGAGCAACAUCACGGAGUUUCUCAAGGGCUGCGCGGUGUUUCGCGUCGAGCCUUUUGAGGCUGGUGACCUGUUUCAGGGCCACAACUUCAGCAGAGUCCUCACUACAUUGGUUGUCCUCAAUAAAGUCACUGCAGAUAUUGGCAUAGACAGCGACUCUGUAUGUACCCGUCACUCUUCUGCCCAUCGGAUCAAGUCCUUCGAAUCACUGGCCUCCCAGUCCUCACUGGGCCGAUCCUCUAAAUUGCUCCAUAACCAGUUCCGCAGCCUUGUGAGUAACACUGGGGACAUGACGGAGAACAGUAACGCUCAGUUAGUGGUUAAAGCUCGCUUCAACUUCCAGCAGACCAAUGAGGAUGAGCUUUCUUUCAGUAAGGGUGACAUCAUCAACGUUACUCGCACGGAAGAAGGGGGUUGGUGGGAAGGAUCCCUCAACGGCAAGACAGGCUGGUUUCCAAGUAAUUAUGUCCGAGAGGUUAAAGGGUCUGACAAACAAGUGUCCCCUAAAUCUGGAACUCUUAAAAGCCCUCCCAAAGGUUUUGAUACCACAUCUAUCAGUAAAACCUACUACAACCUGGUGCUACAGAACAUUCUAGAAACUGAAACUGAAUAUUCAAAGGAGCUCCAGAACCUUUUGACUAACUAUCUGAGACCUCUACAGAUGACAGACAAACUGAGUCCCUCAGAUGUAAGUGUCAUUCUCGGGAACCUGGAGGAAAUCAGCACUUUCCAGCAGACUCUGGUCCAGUCACUGGAGGACACUACCAAGCUUCCAGAGCUACAGCAGAGAGUGGGAGGGUUCUUCCUGAAUCUCAUGCCCCAGAUGAGGUCUCUUUACGUGUCUUACUGCUCUAACCACCCAUCGGCAGUCAGUAUUCUCACCGAUCACAGUGAGGAGCUCGGGGAGUUCAUGGAGGGGAGGGGUGCGUCGAUACCAGGCAUUCUCACGCUCACCUCUGGCCUCAGCAAACCCUUCAUGAGACUUGACAAAUAUCCCACGUUACUUAAGGAACUGGAGAGACACAUGGAGGAGGGUCAUCCAGACAGGACUGAAAUUCAGAAAUGUAUGACGGCUUUCAAGAAUCUCUCUGCACAAUGUCAGGAGGUGCGGAAGCGCAAGGAGCUCGAGCUUCAGAUCCUGGUUGAGACGAUUCGCCUGUGGGAGGGGGAAGACAUCAAGACCCUGGGUUCAGUGCUGUAUAUGAGUCAGGCCAUGGUCCAGAACCACGGCUGUGAGGAUAAGCAUGAGCGUUACCUUCUGCUGUUUCCUCAUGUUUUGCUCAUCCUGUCUGCUAGUCCCAGGAUGAGUGGCUUCAUCUACCAGGGCAAGCUACCUUUGAGCGGGAUGACGGUGACCCCAUUAGAAGACUGUGAAAGUCAUAAAAAUGCUUUUGAGCUCUCAGGAAGCAGGUUUGAGAGACUUCAGGUGAUCUGCUAUAACAAACAGGAUCUGCAGGACUGGCUCGAGCAUCUGAACCGACAGACCAAGCACAACACCAUGGCGGCUCCCAGCAUGAAACCCCUCAAUGUUCCCUGCCACACACUCCCGUCUCACCCUCUGACGCCGUCCAGACAUGCAGAAAGCCGGGGCCUGACAGUUGCUCCUGCCUACCACACCUUACCACACCCCUCCUCUCAUGGGGCCCCUCACAGCACCAUGAUGUGGGGCCCCCUGGAGCCCCCUAAAACUCAGAAGCCCUGGAGCCUGAGCUGCUUGCGUCCAGCACCCCCACUCAGGCCCUCAGCUGCUCUCUGCUAUAAAGAGGACCUCAGUAAAAGCCCCAAGACUAUGAAAAAGCUGCUGCCCAAGAGGAAGCCAGAGAGGAAGCCGUCCGAUGAGGAGUUUGCACUGAGGAAGAGUACUGUAGCUUUGGAGGAAGAUGCUCAGAUCCUGAAAGUAAUCGAGGCCUACUGCACGAGUGCCAAAACCAGACAGACUCUGAACUCAACAUGGCAAGGCACUGAUCUCAUGCAUAACCACGUUUUGGAUCAAUCCAGUGUGGACUCUCUGGGCCGCCGUAGCAGCAUCUCAAGGCCCGAGACCACCUCGGACCUCUCAGAGGACUCUGACUAUGACAGUAUAUGGACGGCCCACAGUUACAGGAUGGGCUCUGUUUCCCGUAAGAGCUCCUACAUCUCCCACCAAAAUUAAACUUCCCCUCACUCCUCGUACUUCAAGUGACUUUAUAUUUAUUUGAAACUAUUUAUUUAUUUAACAAACUGUCACUGUAAUGCAUAUUUAUUUUGUUCAUUUUUAUUUAUUUAUUUUUUCAGUGUUGUAUUAAUCACAGUUCAUCAUUAUUUUCUGCAUAUAUAUGCACUUUCCCAAAGCAGUUCCCUGUUGCCUUGACAUCUGAACUCCCCCUAAAACCACCAACCUCACUUAAAGGUGCUGUAUGUAGGACUGAUUAUCAGACUUGAUGCACAGACAGGUUGCCAGAUUGACGACACGAACAGGAACGAGCGCACUUGACAAUGAAUGAAAUGGAAAACGCUGUGUUUUCCGCCAACUGGCAACCCGGGUGCUGAAAUACAAUUGGGUAAACUGGCAGUGGGCGGGGUUUCACAAACCAAAACAAUGACAGACAUUCCAGCCUGGAACGCACAUUUUCAAAGGAGAGUAACUGACUGUAGAAUUGUUUUUCAGAUAAACAAGUAUGUUAACUGAGCAUGUUUCUUAAAUAUCUGCAAACAUAUUAUGGUAUUUUUUCUUUAGUAGAGUCAAAAACUUACAUACAGCACCUUUUAACUGAGUUUUUUUAUUUUUUAUUUUAUUUGUUUGUCUCGCAUUUGUUAUUAAUUUAAGUGUCCUUUAAAAAAUGAUGUUUUCAUUCCCUCAUUCCUGGAUGUGUUUAAUUAUUAAUGCUGUUGAAGGUACGAUGCACUCUGAAGGCAACGAGGACAGGUUCUGCUUUAAAAGAAAAAAGAUGCUAAAAUCUCUUAAUGUUUCUGUAAAUAUUAGAGUAUUGUCAUUCAUCUGAAAUGUGUGGUAUUAACUUGGACUUUGUUUACUGAAUGUGAACAUUAGAUUGAAAUGAGAAGUUGGGUUUUUUACUAGAGAGCUUCACGAAUGAGAAGAAUUCAUAACCAUGGUUCUCAGAUGGCACCACGGACAGUAUUACUGGAGACGUUUUGUGCAUACUUGCGUGAUAUAAAUGUAUUUAUUUUCAACUUGUAAAUGCAUUUCAAAUGAUUUGGGACUUUUUGUAUGCUUGUAUCUAACAUGUAAGUUUAUAGUGGUGUCUAUGGUUAAAAACAUAUGGAAGUUUACAAAAAAUGUUGAAUUUAAUGUUGGUUUAAAUUCUAUUAGAAUCCAUUCAAAUCAGGUGUGUGGAUGGUAAUAGUCAAGAGUUCUUCACUGUUCAUUCGAGACUCAGUGUUUGAUGCUUUUCCUCUUUUAUGUAUGACGUGUUUAUGAGACAAAACAAGAAAACCGACCUGCCAAUUAUUUCAAUAAUGACAAAGAGUAUAAUUCCUCAUGUUAUGUGAUUUCUUGUGACCAAGUUCUAUUCUGUGGUAAAAAAAAAAAAAGAACAAGAAAAUAUGAAUUUACUACCUUUUUGUCGGUUGUUUCAUUCAGAUGUUCUUAAAAUAGCUCAACAGAGAUGAUUCAGUGAUGUUUACGUGGUUUGAAAUUAAGACAUUAUUGUGUUUGUUAUAUAUAUGCAGAGUCAAAUAUAUGACAAAAUACAACAAACAUUGUAAUAUACAUUUUGAAUAAAUCUUGGGUUGUUUUGUA